Messenger RNA from Rotaria sordida, 1662 nucleotides. The record is from the annotation of a GenBank genome assembly. Lineage: Eukaryota; Metazoa; Rotifera; Eurotatoria; Philodinida; Philodinidae.
AUGAAAGGAACCAGCCAUCGAGCACGCAUUCCUAGUACACUCAAUUGGCAAUUCAAAAUUACUCCUGCACGUUCAUUAUACACGCUCAAUGUCUCAUCAGGUACAUUUACUGAAAUACUCGAAAAUGACGAAAUACGAAUCGAACGACGCUUAUUUGCCUCUCAAGAAUAUACAGAACUCUUACUUGCUCAUGUCAAACUCAUCCGAUUGACACCGAAAGGAAAGAUGCUCGUUGUGCCAGUUGAAGUGAUCGGACAAAUGGAAAGUGUUGAUAUCGAUUUUACAGUUUUGGCUCGUAAUAAUCAGCAUGUAGUUCUCUCGGGAAAAACUCGUCAAGUGGAGAACAUUCAAUAUCAACAAGAACCAUUGUCUGUCUUCAUUUAUUACACACCAUUGCCUUAUGAAGGUUUCGAACUCGAUCCACAAGAAACAGAUCGAACCUAUCUCUUUGUCACAUCCAUUGAUGAGCAUCAAGCGAGAGCUAGACAAAGUUUCGACUAUGCAUCCAAUGAACGAAAACCGGACGAGCUUUGGUCAUCGCAUGUCAUGCUUUGGAAUAAUGUCUGGUCGAAUGCUCACGUGGAAGUUCAAGGCGAUGAUGAAUUGCAGCGUCAAAUCAAUUCUGCUUUCUAUUACAUUCUCAGUUCGCUUCCACCACUAUCCACUCGAAGUGAACACAAACAGUUCUAUGGUCUCAGUCCUGGUAGUCUCUCACGGGGUGGGUUUGAUGGGCCUGAUGACGAGGAUUAUGUUGGUCAUUCAUUUUGGGAUACAGAAAUCUGGAUGUACCCACCUGUUCUUCUCUUCUAUCCCACAUUGGCCAAAGAGAUACUCUCGUACCGUAUCGCUAUGCGUGAAUCAGCUGCUGAUAAUGCUCGUCUGUUUGGUUACGAAGGAUGGAGGUUUCCGUGGGAGAGUGCUCGAACAGGUGUGGAUGUGACACCGGAUAUUUGUCCACAAGUUCGUCUGUAUCAAAUGCAUAUCACUGGAGACAUCGCGUUUGCUGCCAGACAGUAUGUAGCAGCCACAGGUGAUCAAAAGUGGCUGUCAUCCGAACUGGGUGGAGGCUUGAUCUACGAAACAGCUCGAUUUUGGAGUUCGAGGGCUGUGUACAAUGAUGAGAAGCAGCAAUACGAAAUACUAACUGUAAUGCCACCAGAUGAAGAUGCAGAACCGUACAAGAACAAUUCGGUGUUUACCAAUGCAGUUGCAUCACUUUCCAUUGAUUUAGCUGAUCGUGUCAGUUGUAUCACUAAGAAAACUGUGCCUAAAGCAUGGGUUGAUAUUGCUUCCAAUCUCUAUUUUCCAUUUGAUGAAACUAGCCAAACUCAUCUAGAAUAUGAAGGUUUCGAUUUCAAAAAUACAACUAUCAAACAAGCCGAUGUGGUUCUCCUCGGAUUUCCUCUUCAAUGGCCAAUGAGUGCAGAAGUUCGACAAAAUGAUCUUUUGGCUUAUGAACGGCUUACUCGUGCAAGUGGACCAGCAAUGACAUGGUCGAUGCAUGCGAUUGGUUUUCUUGAAUUGGGCAAUUUCGAAAAAGCUGAAGAACUAUUUCGACGUUCCUAUCAAACCUAUGUUCGACCACCAUUUAAUGUUCGUCCAUUAUCUUUAUUUAUUCUUCUCUCCAAUCGAUUGAAUUGUAUAUUUGUAGGUAUGGACUGA